This is a messenger RNA of Anolis sagrei ordinatus, 2268 nucleotides long. Its product is annotated as three prime repair exonuclease 2. NCBI's taxonomy places the organism in Eukaryota, Metazoa, Chordata, Lepidosauria, Squamata, Anolidae. Gene Ontology annotation, molecular function: nucleic acid binding; 3'-5'-DNA exonuclease activity. The record is from RefSeq and is a predicted model, not a curated record. Gene Ontology annotation, cellular component: cytoplasm. Gene Ontology annotation, biological process: DNA catabolic process.
GUAUUCCAUGAAUCCUUCCAUCUUUCAAAAAUCUUUUCAAUGCUUUUUCUUACAGGCCUCAAAAUGUUUGCUGCGUCUGAAUCUCCCUCCAGACCAAUCGAAACUUUUGUCUUUAUGGACCUGGAAGCAACAGGCUUACCCCCCUCACGACCUAAAAUUGCUGAAAUGUGUUUGUUUGCUGUAAGUAGACAUGCUUUGGAGAACCUUCAGUACCGCAAUUCUCAUCCUAAACCUAUUCCUCUCUUCCCUCGGGUAGUAGAUAAGCUCUGUGUCUGUAUUAAUCCAGAUAAGCCAUUCACCCCAAUGGCAAGUUCCAUAACAGGAUUGACUAAUGAAAUGUUUUCAUGGAACAAAAAACAAAGGUUUAACUUAGACAUUUUGCACAUGAUGACAACUUUUUUCAGCCGCCAGCACCCACCAAUCUGUUUGGUAGCCCACAAUGGCUGCAGCUAUGAUUUUCCCUUGCUGAAAGCUGAACUGUCUGCACUGGGUCUUUCGGGCCUUGAUGGGAUCUAUUGUGCGGACACUUUAAAAGCCAUGAAAGCCCUGGACAAAGAGGACAUCCAGCUUCACCAGUUUAUAUAUGAAGCUAGGCAGUGUGGCAAGAAGAUGAAAUACGGACUUCAAGACUUGUAUUUCAGAUUCUACAAAGCAUACCCUCUGAACAGUCACAGUGCAGAAGGAGAUGUCAUCACACUAAUCAAUAUCUUUCAACAAAGAGCCACAGAUCUUAUGUUGUGGAUGGAUUCAAAUGCAAGGCCUUUUAAUACCACUAGAGCCAUGUAUCAGGACAGUGAGAGACUACCUGACUUUCCCCAAACACAUGAGAAGAUUCAACAAACAUAUCCCAAUUGUUCACAGGUAAGAUCACGGCAACAGGGAACACAACGAUACUCAUUCAGUCAAGCUGAUACUGAACCAGUGGCCAACAAAUGGGAUCCACUCCAUCAUACGAUUUCUGACACCCCUGAUGAAAUCAAGAAACUGUUGCUUCUGUUUCUUGGGUUAAUAAUAAUCACAUGGAUUGCAUUCAGAAAUUCCUGGAAUAUGAGUGUCUUUUGAACUCUGUAAGUCAAAAGUUGCAAGAUCAUAUUUCGUGCUUUGAUUUGAGUUUUCCUUAUGCAAAAUGCCUGGGUCAAAAUGUUUUAGAUUUCAAAUAUUUUUGAAUUUUGGAAUACCUGUAUUUUUAUAUACACACAUAAUGAAAUAAUGUUUAGAGCCAAGUCUAAACAUUAUCUUUCAUAUUUGCUGCUUCUUGGCAGGGAAUUGGACUGGAUGACUCACGAGGUCUCUUCCAACUCUAUGAUUCUAUAUACACCUUAUGCACAUAACCUGAUGGUAAUUUUAUAGGAAUUUUUAAAAAAUAAUUUUCUCCAAAAAUUGUGUACACUGAACCACCAGAAAGCAAAGGUGUAACUACCGUAGCCAGACAUGUGGAUGAUUUUGGGUGUCUGAGUAUUUUGGAUUUUGGAAUGCAACCUGUAAAAUGCUGUUUUCAGCUGAAAAUAGAAAACACACCAGAACUGACUUUCAGUUUCUCAAGUUGCUACUGACAUGAAAAAAAAUCUGAAUUGUACACAUCGCUACUAAUUAAUUUGGUUCUUCUUAGUGCUAUUGUGAUUAUUAUUUUAAGUUGUUGACUUUUGUUCUCAUUCUUAUACAACACUCCACGAACAAAUUUAAAAAGGUAGAGUUUAGGGCAGUAAAACAAAAACUUGUAAGAGAGGUAGGGUUCAAAGUAAACUGGGACUUAUGUGUUACUUCUCUAAAGCCAAACCCUUAUGACACCAAAGAGAGUCUACUUCUCUCACUCUGUAGUGUUCAGUGCUACCAGCAUUUUGGGCUACAGUUGCAUUAACAGUAUCGUUGAUAUUUUCCUGCAGCAUUACUUGAAACACUGUCAGGAUGUGGCAUGUACACCAGGGCUGUGGCUACAGUUGUGGUCACAAUAGCAGUAAAACAUGAAAAACCAAGCAAAGUAGGCAAUUCUGAUCUAAAAGAAAGUUAUUAUCUAUCUUUUCAUUUUCUUUCAACAUCAUUUUGAUGUACCUGACCAAAAGUUGCAAAAUAAUAGUUUCUUAUUAUGUCCAUUUUGGUUGUUCACAUAUUAUAAAAGUAGAAAGCUAGCUUCGGGAAAGGUGCCUUAUGAUUGCUCCAACCCUUUGGCCAUAAAAUACCAGGUUUUUGUGUGUGUGUGUCAGCCAGACGCUGACAUGCUAACAUAUGCCAUCACUGGAUUAUAUAACCUCUGGUAACUCUUCAGUAUCC